CACACACACACCCGUUGCCCUUUGCCGGAAGCACCGAGGAUUCCUUUCCAACAGUCGCAGGAAAUUGGUUCUUUUUUCCUGCUUACGUCAUAUCGUGGGUCGCUUCCCACGCUGAGGCAGUGUCGUGAUUUUCUCGUUACAAAUCCUCAUUGCGGCAACGCUAACUAUCUUGCAAGCAGUGCAGUGUGAGUGUGUAGAAUCUAAAAUCCAGUGAUAACAAAAACUGUGACUAAGUGAAAAAAAAAGUUUCCAAACGACCGAGAAUGCAUUUGGUAAAAUGUCCAUAAAACUGUACAAAGGGGCGUCUGGGAAGGUUUCUUGUUGCCACCCGAAUUCUUGAAAGUUGGUCUGAAAAUAACUGAGAAAGAUAAACGUGCGUAGGCUCUACAUAAAUCUCAGAAAAUCUAGCAUUUUAGUCUGUGGAGAGGAAAAGCGUGAAAACCCUUGAUUCAGCGAACAAUACCUACACACAACACAAGGGAGAUAUUGUGUGACAACGAUGGAAAGGUCAAAUGUCCAAGGCUGUAGAAAUGUCCCAAAAAGAAAAAUGCUCUAACCGAUGGACACAACACAAGAAAUUGUCUAAUUACGAAUACUACGAAUAUGACCUAAACAUAACUUGAACAGAUACGAUCAUUUUCAUCAUGAAUAAUUAAUAAAAACGUACAUAAUAUUGAUUUACCUUUAAGCACACAUACCUGCAAUAGCUUUAACGUAAAACGAAGCAUUGAGUCACCCUUAAUGUCGUAUAUUUUUUGUGUGCUCAUUGUCCACGUCCAAUCUGCUCAAAUCAAUGCCACCAGGAAAGCAACUUGGUGACAUUGGCCAAUAGUUAAGGUAUGGAAAUUGAAAACAACGAUAUCCAAGACUAAUGGCAAGGAAAAACCUGCAGAAAAACCAAUCCUCAAUCAAUCGAAGACAUUCUGAAGAGAUUCACAAGACAAAUGCUAACAGAAACAAUUUAUGUUUUGAUCAUCAGGAAAAUUAAAUUUAUAAGAACCUUGAAGAAUAAUUUAAAAGAGUAUAUUACAUACCUUAAUUUUUCAUUUUAUCAGAUUGAUAAAAAGAUAAUGAGAUAUAGCAAAGUAUGUAGAAUGUAGGAAACACAAUAAGAUAAGCUACAAUUGCGAUUCUUGUUUACCUAACCUGGCAACACCUUUCGCUUAGUUUAUGCGGUAUAUAAUCAAUCACCACAAGUAGGCGUUUUACUCAAAAUGCAGCAGCCACGAACCCACUCACACACACACCUACUGCUUUCUUUCCAAAAAAAAAAAUCAAAUUGUGAACGAUCGGCGAAAAAAAGAUAUGUCCCUUUCUGGACAUCAUCCAACAGCACAAAGUUUUUAACCGAUACCGGUGCUUACCGCCACUGACCGCGUGGGAUAAAACCUACCACCUUUCGCUUCACACGCUCCCUGAAGCACCUCGUGCUUCAUCAGAAGGGUGCCUGACCAUGAGGACGGGACUCACAUUCAGCAAACGUCUAACGGGCGAACAGAACCGUGGAAAGGAAAUCCCAACAAAAACGCGAGAACUUGACCGAACCGAACUUCUUUCCCGGUGAUCUAAGAAUGCCACGAUUUCAGUAUUACGCUUCACUGUUUCUUCGUUUGCUUUUUACCCUGUUCUUGUUCGGGCCACGAUCCGCGCUUUAAUCCAACCCCCAACCCCUCCCUUCAUCUGCUUCUCCUUGCGCGACUGAUGGAUCUUUGUAUUUUGUGUGUGUUUCUUGAAUGAGUUGUAUUUGUUAUUUGUAGACGCUUCGAAAACGAAGCGAAAACAGACACCGCUCCAGCCCGAAACUGGCUUGUGGUGGCUCUUCGAAGCCGUAAGAUGAAGAAGGGAGAGAAAAAAAACAUUGUGUUUAUUUUCUCCAAAUCAAAACCAAAGGUGCGAGAAGAAAGGAGAAGAGAGGGAAAAUACCAUAAGGAAUUGCCGCAGGGUCUAGAAUCUGUGGCAGGUUUACCCCGACCGAAACCGAAGAAUGAAAAGGCAUAAUCUGUAAUUAACAUUUGUCGUGGGAAAAUUUUCGAAUCGUGAGAAAGUUCCUGCGCAACACCUUCACAUCCCCUCUGGCGUACAUGGCGUACGGGCUCCCUUGCCCGAACCGUUCAGGUGUGUUGAACAACUCGUGGUGGUUCUCGCGGACACACGGGAACCGGUUCCCGUCGCGCAUACCCAAAAAUACACGUACGCGAAGGGACGCAACACAACGGAAGACGAUCGUUCUCGGAAGCGUACCCGCUGGUACGAUCGCGCAACGGAUCCGCCGGGCGAACGAAAGAAAGAGCGAGCCCGAUUCGAGUGAGGAAGUAUUUGUUACCAGCAACAACGUUAGAUUAAGAUACGCCGUAUCUCACCUUUUGUGGCCUUUAGCCGCGAGAAGGGAAGGUACAUAGCAAAACGGUUGACGGCAAAUGGGGAGCUUGAGAUCAUCUCGCGGAUGAGCCAGUAAUGUGGGGAAAGAAUUUUUUAAACCACGAAAAAACGAAGCAAACAUCUUUAGUCCGAUGAGAAUCUGAUACCUCCUCUCCCGGUCAUUGUCGACCGUUGCCGGUGGGAAACCGGUGUUGCUUUUCAGGAUAUUUCCUACACCAAGCGAACUCACUAAGAAUGUACUCUUCUCUUAUUGUUGACCAUUUUUAGCUCCAGUGGGUAGAGAAGGCCCUCUCCCCGUACCAGUAAAGGGCAGUUUCACCCGUUGGGCUCAUUUCGUCACUGCUCGCAACACAACGAAAAAAGCGAAAGUGCUCCAAACCAAGCGGAAACGGCCCCCGUGUGUGUUGUGCCCCUGGCAACAAAGGGGAAAACAUUUCGCAAACUUAACACUACCACCUAGUUCCAUCGGCACAUCUGCCUCAUCAUCAUCAUCAUCAUGGCCAUGUCGAAGGGAUUCCGUGUGCUGGAGAAAUCCAAACCACCUUCACCGCACAGCGUGUUACUGGAGCAUCGAAAUAAGCCGGAAACGUUACUCUUUGAAUCGCAAGCCGUUGCAGUGUUGUCGGCACAAGAGACGGAAAUCGUUCGGAAACAGUACACCAAAGUGCUCGACGCUUACGGAUGUCUGGGAGUGCUGCAACUAAACGCUGGGGACAGCUCCCUACUCUACCUAGUCAUGGUAACGGGUUGUUUUUCCGUCGGCAAAAUUCUCGACAGUGAAAUCUUCCGCAUCACCCAGACACAGUUCGUGUCGCUACAGUACCAACCGACGAACGAGGACAAGGUAGCCGAAAUACGCAAGGUUCUGAACUCGGGCACGUUUUACUUUUCCUUUUCGAAUGCGGGAGCCGUAGCGGGGCCGGCCACCAUUGUGCAACCGUUCGGGUUCGAUGUAACGCUUUCGGCCCAGAGACGCCGGCGUACGAACGAAACGGACAAUCGGUUCUUCUGGAAUCGGAUGCUGUUCAUCCAUCUGAUGCGGUUCGGUGUGGAGUGUAACUUUUGGCUGCUGAAAGCGAUGUGCGGUUCGGUCGAGAUACGUACGGUGUACGCGGGUAGUAAGCAGGCCCGUGCCGCCAUUAUAUCGCGGCUGAGCUGCGAACGUGCCGGGACGCGCUUUAACGUGCGUGGUACGAACGAUGAAGGUUGUGUGGCAAACUUCGUCGAGACGGAACAAUGCAUCUAUCUGGACAACGAGAUCACUUCGUACGUACAGACGCGUGGCAGCGUACCACUGUUUUGGGAACAACCGGGUGUACAGGUGGGUUCGCACAAGGUGAAGCUGUCCCGCGGGUUCGAAGCAUCGCGGGCCGCAUUCGAUCGGCACAUGCGCUCGAUGAAGGCACGCUAUGGGCAGCAGGCAAUCAUAAAUCUGCUCGGAACGAGCCUGAUCGGCAGCAAGGAGGGUGAGGCCAUGCUGAGCAACGAGUUCCAGCGGCAUCAUCGCGAAUCCGAACACUCCGAUGUACCGCAUCUGGUGUUCGACUAUCACCAGGAGUGCCGUGGAGGCAAUACGGUUGCCCUGUCCAAGCUGCGGCAGAAAAUCGAUGCGACCAGUGCAGACUUUGGCAUGUUUUACGCGAUCGGUGAUUCGGUAUACCGGGAGCAGCACGGUGCCAUCCGUACCAACUGUCUGGACUGUCUCGAUCGCACGAAUUGCGUGCAAACGUACAUCGGGCUGGAGAUGCUGAACGAACAGAUUGCACUGAUGGCCGCGUUGGCGGACAAGAAGCAGCAGAUGAGCUCACGCUUUGAGGAGGUGUUCCGGCAGAUGUGGAUCAAUAACGGGAACGAGGUGAGCAAGAUCUAUGCCGGUACCGGCGCAAUACAGGGCGGUUCGAAGCUGAUGGACGGUGCACGAUCGGCUGCCCGUACGAUUCAAAACAAUCUGCUGGACAAUUCGAAGCAGGAAGCAAUCGAUGUGCUGCUGGUCGGUUCGACACUCAGCUCAGAACUUGCGGACCGCGCACGAAUAUUGCUACCCUCCAACAUGCUGCACGCUCCAACACCUGUUCUAAGGGAAAUGUGCAAACGAUAUGAAGAAUACGUCAAUCCGCUGGUGUUUCGAGUAGCCUGUGGCACGUACAACGUUAACGGCGGUAAACACUUUCGCAGCGUGGCAUACAAGGAUGUGUCGUUGGCCGACUGGCUGUUGGAUUGUCACCGAUUGGCACGAUCUCGUUCGCUGGUCGAUUUUAGCCAGGUGGAUGACAGCAAUGAACCUCCGGUGGAUAUAUUUGCAAUUGGAUUUCAGGAAAUUGUAGACUUGAACGCAUCCAACAUCGUUGCCGCUAGUUCCGACAAUGCAAAAGCCUGGGCGGAAGAGUUGCAGAAGGUUGUAAGCCGCGACCAUGAGUACGUGCUGCUCACGUACCAGCAGCUGGUAGGCGUCUGUCUGUACAUCUAUAUACGGCCCCAGCACGCCCAGUACAUACGCGACGUGGCAAUCGACUGCGUGAAGACAGGGUUGGGCGGUGCGACAGGUAACAAGGGAGCGGCCGCAAUCCGUUUCGUCCUCCACGGCACAUCGGUCUGUUUCGUGUGCGCCCACUUUGCCGCCGGUCAGUCGCAGGUGGUCGAACGGAAUGCCGACUAUGCGGAAAUUACGCGCAAGAUUGCGUUCCCGAUGGGACGCUCGCUAAAGUCGCACGACUAUAUCUUCUGGUGCGGUGACUUUAACUAUCGCAUCGAUAUGGAUAAAGACGAGUUGCGGGAUGCGCUCAAACAGUCGCCGAACGACCUGACCGCAGUGCUACAGUACGACCAGCUGCGCAUCCAGCAAAAUGCGGGCAGUGUGUUUAACGAAUUCCUCGAAGGGGAAAUCACAUUCCCACCGACGUACAAGUACGAUCUGUUUAGCGACGAUUACGAUACGAGCGAGAAGUGCCGUGCACCGGCCUGGACAGACCGUGUGCUGUGGCGAAGGCGCAAACAAAGCCCGGAUGCGGACCGUCACCCUGGAUGGAAUCCGGGCCGGCUCGUACACUAUGGACGGGCGGAGCUGAAGCAAAGCGAUCACCGACCGGUAAUAGCGAUGAUCGACAUCGAGGUGCACUACAUCGAUCCGCAGCGCCGAUCGGCCGUGUUUAGCGAUGUGAUUCGCGAUCUCGGUCCACUGGACGGUACCAUUCUCAUACAGGCCUGUAAUAGCUCCAGCGGCGGCGGCGGCGGCGGCGGUGUGACGGCUGAUUCGGGCGACGAGGACGAAGGUAGCAUAUACGACGAAAACCUAAUGGCGGCACUGAUACAGGAGCUGACGCAGAUCGGUGAGGUGACGCUUGUGCGCUUCGUCGGCGAUACGAUGUGGGUGACGUUCCGCGAUGGACAAUCGGCACUGACAGCGGCCCAGAAACGGUCGGUGCUGGUAUGCGGCGUGCAGCUGUCGAUCAAACUCAAGACGGAAAAUUGGGUCGAACAGGUGGAAAAGGAGAUACUGCUCUGCACGCCCAACACGGUUAGCUUCUGCGAUGGCAGUCAGAGCAGUGGCGAUUACAACAGUCUCGGUAUACCGGAGAUACCGGCAAGACCGAAAAGUCCACCCUCGGUCCAGCCGCAAUCAACCCGUGCCGGGCCGCCGAGUCGUCCGCCGUUACCAAAGUCUCCGCAAGCAUCACCAAAGCAUCAACCGCAGCAACAUCACCAUCAGCAUCAUCCUCGGGCGGGUGUCAUCAGUUUGGGACCGGAGGUAUUGUUAGCUUCGAAGUUGCAGCAACAGCAGAAGGUACCGCCACCCGUACCGGCCAUCCCCUGUCCACCACAGCGGCCCACACCACCGGUGGAAGAGUACGCCAGCUCGUCACCCGUGCCAAUAUCACCAUGUCACGGUACGGGGCAGCCGGGUUCCAUUCCACCACCAGUAGACACCGGUGCAAUAUAUGAAGAAAUCAAUGACGACAUCCCCGUUCCGGAGCAACCACGUGGACCACCACCGCCACCGCCGCGUUGCGAUGUGUACGACCUGGACGUGGUGAGCAACAGUGGCAACAGUAAAACGACGACGAACAAAUCAUCGCCACCGGGCACAUCCGGCAGCUCAGGAGCUGGCUCUCCUUUAUCGGCUGGCGGUAGUAAUGCUGUUAAUAAUGCACCACUCUCGUCCGGACCACCUAAAGGUGCACCGCCACCACUUCCAAUGCGACGUGGUGCACCGCCACCAAUACCGAACCGAAGCGGAGGUCCACCACCCUUACCGGCACGUCCAAACAAUCCCUAAAACUAAUGGGCAACCCUAUCCUUAAGAAUCACCAUUGACACACCGUCACAUGAAUCCACCGCGCCACUCCCUUAGCCCAUCUACUUAUUCAUGCAGCAGGAAACAACUAAUCACUGUUUUAGUCCCCAGCUGUAGAAGGCUUGUACCGAUGCAUGUGCGCAGUACUCAAACACACUCAUUACAUUACACAAUCAGUCAAUAUAGGAGCAUGCAAAUGAGAACAGUUAGAAACAGGGGACAGUUGCAAUAGGCUCAUCACAGCUCUGAACUAGAUGACCAAAAGAAUGGAAAAAAUAUUAAACAUAACUUAUAUUUGGAUACGCAGCAUAUCUAGUGCGAUAUAUUAUAUUGUGUUACAAGACACUACUAGCAAACACUGCUACUACUACCGCUAUCAAGCUAAACGACAAACCAGCACACACGGAUGCAUAUUACGGAUGUUGCGUGUGUAUUACAUUCCAAAACAGUAGAGUAACAAUUUUCCUCAAACCAUGUGUAAUGAGUUGGACUGCUUUACGAUACUCUUCGUUGAAACGUUAAAGUUACUACCGAUUAUUGCCAGCUGUUUUUCAUUACCGUAGGUGUUUGGAAGGCAAUACUUAUUAUUAAUAUUAUUAUUAUUGCACUAUUGGUAAUAUUAUUUUAUUAUGUUUAUACUUACGUUUACAGCUGUAGCUAUGCAUGGGAAAGCUACGUGUAUAGGGGAAAAAAAGGAAUUUGUUAUAUCGAUCGAAUUGGGCUGAAAUUGGGUUAUAUCGAUCGAAACGGCGAAACUAUAUACAUACAAACGAGAAUUAUUAAUACCUAGUUGGGUGAUUGCUUUUUUUUGCGAUAUUAUAGAUGAAGCAAUAUUAGCGCGAUUGUGGAAAACAAAUGACAACGCUUAUUUAAUGGCACUAUGGCAGGUAGGAUAUACACGUUCUCCACGCCUCUGUAGCCGAUAGGAUCAAUUACGCAAGGAAAGAAGAAGAAAAAAACAUGCCCGUUUAACAGACCCAUUGUUGGCCACUUCACUUGGUGAAGAAGUUGUAGCAAGUGUGUGUUUGUAACUACCGGAACAUAACAUAUUACGCUUAUGCAGUUCGUUAAAUGUCGCUCCAGGGUCAACAAUUGGGGUGUUGCGGUAAAAAAAAACCAACAGAAAACAUUAUAACGUGAACAGUUAUAUUAACACAAUUAUUAGCCGUUUGCAGUUGAAAUACUACAUAGCAUACAACGUAGCUAAAAGUUGUACAUCAGCAAAUAAAUAGCAAUCGUCAAUAGAGGAUGAGGUGAUAUGAAAUCGAAAGCGAAAUCAGAACAUUCCUCACCCGGAACCAGCGAACGUGUGUGUGUGUGUUGUGUUUCGUUGCGUUGUUGUAAGUUGCAAUAAUCCCGCAAAGUAUGCGAAUAGUAUCGAAGAUGUAAUAACAAGUCAGUGUUCCGUGUACGUUUGUCCGCAAGUUCGCGUGCGCGUAUGGGGUUAGGAAUGUAAGUGAAUGUUUCGUUUGCGGACAUAUUUAUCAGAAUGCAUGCGGUUUGAAAGGGUGGUUGUGUGGUGUGUGAAAAAAAGCUAACCAGCAGCACGGCGCAACAAAAAAAACUCAUCAUAUACAGAAUGAACUAUUAUCAUGAAACGAAUGAAUAAACAGGCUAGUAAAAUACA
Molecule: messenger RNA, 8297 nt
Organism: Anopheles funestus (African malaria mosquito)
Lineage: Eukaryota; Metazoa; Arthropoda; Insecta; Diptera; Culicidae
Gene: Synj
Product: synaptojanin-1
Exons: 6
Coding region: 2876-6652 (1258 amino acids)
Biological process (GO): synaptic vesicle endocytosis; phosphatidylinositol dephosphorylation
Molecular function (GO): nucleic acid binding; phosphatidylinositol-4,5-bisphosphate 5-phosphatase activity
Source: RefSeq, a predicted model, not a curated record